UGGAAAUUUGGUAUUUUAAACAAAGACAGUUCUCCAACAAGUUCUAUUAGCUAUAAUAGCCCAAAUGACCUUAACUAUGUAAUUACAAUCCCUGUUAACAAUAUAUUUUACGAUUCAGCUGUUCUUGCAAUCGAAUAUACUUUAUUAUCUCCUUCUUCUACAAUAUUGAUGAAUACU
Molecule: messenger RNA, 177 nt
Organism: Dentiscutata heterogama
Lineage: Eukaryota; Fungi; Glomeromycota; Glomeromycetes; Diversisporales; Gigasporaceae
Source: the annotation of a GenBank genome assembly